AUGAGGAUUUCGGAAAAAUUGCAACAAGCUCACGCUGUAAGUAACCCACCACCUGCGACAUUCUCGUUCGAGUUCUUUGUGCCCAAGACUUCUCAAGGUGUACAAAAUCUAUACGACAGAAUGGAUAGAAUGUACGAUUUGAAUCCAAUUUUUAUUGAUAUCACCUGGAAUGCCGGUGGUCGUUCCUCCAGCUUGACUAACGAGAUGGUCUACACUGCUCAAUCAGCACUUGGAUUAGAGACCUGUAUGCACUUGACGUGCACGAAUAUGGCCGUGGAGUUGAUUGAUGAAGCCCUCGCGAAGGCGUACGAAUCGGGAUGCCAAAACAUUUUGGCUCUUCGUGGUGAUCCACCAUUAGACGGUAGUGAUUCCACUGGAGACUUCAAGUAUGCCAAGGACUUGAUCUCCUACAUCAGACAGAAGUACGGUAACCAUUUUAAUAUCGGAGUUGCUGCGUACCCUGAGGGUCACCCAGAGGAGAAUGACGACGAUCAAGUGUUGAAGUACUUGAAAGAAAAAUGUGACGUUGGUGCAGACUUCAUUAUCACCCAAAUGUUCUAUGAUGUUGAUAACUUCAUUUCUUGGUGUGGAAAGUUGCGUAAGAUCGGUAUUAAUAUCCCUAUCAUCCCUGGUAUUAUGCCAAUAUCCACGUAUGCUGCGUUCAUAAGAAGAUGCAAGUGGUCGGAAAUCAAGAUCCCUCAACAUUUCCUUGACGCCUUGGAACCAAUAAAAGAUGAUGACUACCUUGUCAGAGACAAAGGUACUGAGUUGGUUAGCGAAAUGUGUCAAAAGUUAAUUGAUUCUGGAUUUGUAAACCACUUACACUUCUACACCAUGAACUUGGAAAGAGCUACUAUUAUGAUUUUGGAGAACUUGAACCUCAUUGAACCUGCCAAGCUGCACGAGGUCAUCGGAGGUUCUUUAUUACCUUGGAGAAAGUCAUUGCACCCACAAAGAACUAAGGAAACGGUUAGACCAAUUUUCUGGCAAAACAGAAAGCACUCGUACGUCUCUAGAACUGCCACUUGGGAUGAAUUCCCCAACGGUAGAUGGGGUGAUUCUAGAUCUCCAGCCUUUGGUGAUAUUGACUUGUCUGCUACUGACUUGUUGAGACAGUCCCCAAAGAAGGCGUUUGACUUAUGGGGGACACCUCAGACUGUGCAAGAAUUAUCACAAAUAGUUGUAUCCUACCUUAAGGGUGAUUUAAGCUCCCUUCCUUGGUCUGAUGGUCCAAUCGGUGAUGAAUCCCAAGUUAUGGUUGAUAACUUAAUAAAAUUAAACCAAAAGGGUUUCAUUACUAUGAACUCACAACCAGCUAUAAAUGCCGUCAAGUCUAAGGAUAAGACUUACGGUUGGGGCCCAAAGGUUGGUUACGUAUACCAAAAGCAAUAUUUAGAGUUUUUCUGCCAUCAAUCUUUGAUUCCAACUUUAUUACAGAAAAUUGAUGAGUACAACAAUAAAAAUGAUGCUAACUCUUCCAUCUUAACCUACUAUGCCGUUAACAAAGAAGGAGAGUUGUCAACUAACACUAAGGAGGAUGACAUCAACGCCGUCACAUGGGGUGUGUUCCCUGGUGAAGAAAUCUUACAGCCGACUAUUGUAGAGAAGACUUCAUUCUUAGCUUGGAAAGACGAGGUUUACCGUUUGAUUUCUGAGUGGUCUAAGAUCGUUCAAAGUGAUGUAGUUAAGAAGACCGGUGCCAAGGAAGAAGAACUCUCACAAUUUGCCAGUCUUAUGAGAUCCUUCGGAGACGAGUAUGUUCUUUGCAAUUUAGUUAACAAUAACUUUAUUGAUGGAAAUGGGUUCAUUUUCGAGCUUUUAAGCAAUUUGACAUCUUAA
Molecule: messenger RNA, 1839 nt
Organism: Dujonia railenensis
Lineage: Eukaryota; Fungi; Ascomycota; Pichiomycetes; Serinales; Debaryomycetaceae
Source: the annotation of a GenBank genome assembly